Molecule: messenger RNA, 997 nt
Organism: Dimorphilus gyrociliatus
Lineage: Eukaryota; Metazoa; Annelida; Polychaeta; Dinophilidae
Source: the annotation of a GenBank genome assembly
AAUGGCAUGUAUUUUAUGGAAAUCCCUUACCGUAUCCGAAUUUCGUCGAGCUGGUACGGCUGAAAACAGAAAUAGUAUUUUAGCAGUUUUCGACUCUUCAAUGAAACUUACAGGAAAAACUAUUAUAGUAACGGGCGGAAGUAGUGGUAUUGGUAAGGAAUGCGUAAGAGAGUUUGUAAAAAGAGGAGCCCGAGUCAUAAUAGCUAGUAGAGAUUUAGAAAAGAGUAAAAGAGCUGAGGAAGAGAUAAAAAAUGAUCUGAAAAUAUCUCAAACGACUCACAUGGGAGAUAUAGUGAUCAAAAAACUUGAUUUGUCAUCGCUGGAUAGCGUUAAGAAUUUUGCUUAUCAAUUUAAUGAAGAAGAAACAAGAUUGGAUAUCUUAGUAAACAAUGCUGGAAUAUAUAAACCAGAUUGUUGGCGUUCUCAUACAAGAGAUAACUUAGAAAUAGUUACAGUGACUAAUUAUUUGGGACAUUUCCUUCUUACUAAUCUAUUAUUAGAUAAAUUGAAAUUAAGUGCACCGAGUAGAGUAGUAAAUUUAUCUUCGUUAGCUCACUACUCCAUAAAUUCCAUGGACUACGAUGAUUUCAACCUGAAUCAAUCGUGUUUUAUGCCAUCUGAUUUUUAUCUUUAUGCAAGGAGUAAAGCUGCAAUGGUAAUGUUUAGCACAGAAUUCGAUAGAAGAUAUCGAGAAUAUGGAAUAACAAGCUACAGUUGCAAUCCAGGGAUUGCCGAUACAGAGUUGGGACGUAAUAUAAAUCCAUUGACCGAUUUUUGCUUAUAUUGUCUUUCAAACUGUGCAUAUUUUAAGCAAAAGUUAAAAACACCUCAACAGGCUGCGCAAACUCCGAUAUUUUGCAGUCUAGAACAGGGUUUAGAGACAAAGAGCGGAUAUUACUUUUCGGAAUGCGAGAAUAGGAUAGCGUCCAGAUAUUGCCGUAGAGAGGAUAAUAUGAAAAGACUAUGGGAAGUCAGUAAAGAAGCACUUGGAAUUUAA